Molecule: messenger RNA, 2419 nt
Organism: Vidua macroura (Pin-tailed whydah)
Lineage: Eukaryota; Metazoa; Chordata; Aves; Passeriformes; Viduidae
Exons: 6
Coding region: 1-2235 (744 amino acids)
Biological process (GO): protein autophosphorylation
Cellular component (GO): cytoplasm
Molecular function (GO): protein serine/threonine kinase activity; ATP binding
Source: RefSeq, a predicted model, not a curated record
AUGGGACGUGCCGGAGCCAUGGGUGACGGUGGAGUCCUGAUGACUGCGCUUGUCCUGCUGCUGGCCGCUGUGGCUGUCUGGUGGGCCUUUGGCCACUGGCAACCAUGGAGCUGGCGGAGAGCGGCAGCGAAGAGGACAGCGAAGAGGAGCAAGCGCCCCGGGUCCCGGCCCAGAGGCUCACGGAGGACGCGAGGAGCCCUUGCGGCUCCCAGGUUCCCCAGGCCUCGGGCGACUCCUCGCAAGCGGCCACGUGCUCCCGCGAGCCCCCUGGGCAGCCCCUGCAGCUGCGGCCCCUGCGUGGCAGUGGCCCAGGAGCUGCAGGAACUGAUGCUGCUGCUCUGGGAUGGCAACGGGACACAGGCGCCGCUCUACUCUGGGAUGUGGCAGGCGUUGUGGAAAGAACUGGAGGAGCUGCUGCAGCGAGGCCACCUGCCCUGCUGUGGCUUGUCCAGCUCCUCCAGAAGCCUCCAUCCCUUCAAGAGGCUGCUCCCAGCAAGAUUCUCCAUCCCUGGGAGAGCCUCAAGGCCUGCAAGGAUGGCACAGCAGGGGGGAGCCGCCAUCCAUGCAGGAACCUCAGGCUGUCAGAGCCCCUGCAUCCUGCCAGGAGCCUCUGCAAUCUCUGACAGCCUCCACCCCUCGCAGAGGCUCAGUGAGACCUGUCAGCCUGCAGAAGGUGCAGAGCCCGUGGACAGGUCUCCCAGCUCCCUUGGACUCACGGACUUCAACAACACGGGCCCAAUCCUGACCAUUGACGUGGCAGGGGAAAGCCCAGAAGUCCAAAUGGGAGCCCAGCCCGAUGCAGGGGAGCCGUCUCAGGAGCAGCUGGUGGAGCAGCAAGCGUCCUGGAGCCGGCAGUGGUCAUCCCACAGCGGCCAGGACGCUGUGCCGGUUGUGCCAGCUGGCGACAGCCCGAGCCUGGUGGUGGAGAUGAGCCUCCAGACACCAAGGAGGUUCCUCCAUCUCCAGGAAGCUGCCCCAAGACAGCCCUCGACUGCCAGGAAGGGCUUUCUAAUAGCAGCUGCUCCUGGGACGCCCCUGUGCGAAGCCUCGGGCUGUAGCCCCGGCCCUCGUCAAGAGCAGAGUCCAGCCCAUGAGGCCGGGGACAGCGACGGUGCCGCCCUGCCCCGCUGCACUGGGGCUCCUGCAGCCGCCUGUGCGCGCGGCCCUGGCCCAGCUCUGCCGCUCGCCGGCCCGUCGGCCGCCGGGCGGCGGCCACUGCCCGGCGCGCAGCAGGAAGCAGGGCAAAAGAAGCAGCUGCAGGAGCUGUACCAGCUGGGCCCGCAGCUGGGCAGCGGUGGCUUCGGCACCGUUUUCUCGGGCAUCCGCCUCUCCGAUGGGAGCCCGGUGGCCAUCAAACGUGUGGCCCGGGAGAGCGUCCUGCAGUGGGUCGAGCUGCCCGACGGCACCUGCGUGCCCAUGGAGAUCGUGCUCAUGGAGAAGGUGGGCUCUGACUGCCACAACAUCAUCCAGCUCCUCGACUGGUUUGAGCUGCCUGACAGCUUUGUGCUGGUGAUGGAGCGUCCGGAGGCAUCGCAGGAUCUCCUGCAGUUCCUGCAGGAGCACGAGUUCCUGUGCGAGGAGAUGGCGCGCUGGCUUUUCUACCAGGUGCUGGAGGCCGUGCGGCACUGCACCGCCUGCGGCGUCCUGCACCGGGACAUCAAGCCGGAGAACCUCCUCGUGGCCCCGGAGAGUGGCGACCUGAAGCUCAUCGACUUCGGUUGCGGCACCUUCCUCCAGGAGCAGGCCUUCACGCGGUUUGCCGGAACGCACGCGUACAGCCCGCCCGAGUGGAUCUGCCUUGGCUGCUACCACGGCCAUGGGGCGACCGUCUGGUCCCUGGGCGUGCUGCUGUACGUCAUGGUCUGCGGGAGCCUCCCCUUCAGGGACGACCAUGACAUCGUGCUGGGGCAGCUCUUCUUCUGGCAGCAGGUCUCUCCAGGUUGGUACCCGGCCUCAAGAAGGCGGGCUUUGGCAGAGGGCGGCGCGCAGCCCGGCGCGGCCCUCACGCAGCUCCGCGGGACGUCGUUCUGCCCUCAAGGGCCGGCCGCAGGAGGGGGCCCGUGCCGAGGGGGUCAGCGCGGCACGGGCGGCCGAAGGAGGCGGCCGUGCCCCGCCGUGCCGCUCUCCCGCGCAGGGCAGAGUCGGUCGGGAGGCCGGCGCAGCCCUGAGCACACGCGGCGCGGCCCGGGCCCUGCAGGCGACGGGGGCAGCUGGGCAGGAGACUUCUGCCAGUGACCGGCGCUUUCUGGCUUCUCUCCCCAGAGUGCCGACAUCUGAUCCAGUGGUGUUUGGCCAAGCACCCUGAGGACAGGCCAGAGCUGGAGGAGAUCUUGCGCCACCCUUGGGUGCAGGGCAGGCGUUUUUGAUGCCUUGCCGGAGCCUCUGCAGCACCCACUUACCGAGUCCCACGCAGGACGGA